Messenger RNA from Vespula vulgaris, 862 nucleotides. RefSeq names its product 60S ribosomal protein L15 (gene RpL15). Gene Ontology annotation, cellular component: cytosolic large ribosomal subunit; ribosome. Gene Ontology annotation, biological process: cytoplasmic translation. Bases 132 to 746 code for a protein of 204 amino acids. Gene Ontology annotation, molecular function: structural constituent of ribosome; RNA binding. NCBI's taxonomy places the organism in Eukaryota, Metazoa, Arthropoda, Insecta, Hymenoptera, Vespidae. The transcript has 5 exons. The record is from RefSeq and is a predicted model, not a curated record.
AGGGCUCUAGUAGAGGGAUAAAAAAGAACGCAUGGUCUGCCAUCUGCAAUAUCAUUUCGAUCAUUGUCUCAUAACUACCAUAUUCGAGCGGCAGGUCUUUCCUUCUGUUCUAAUCGCGUGGGGGAUUCACGAUGGGUGCGUACAAGUAUAUGCAAGAAUUGUAUCGCAAGAAGCAAAGCGAUGUACUCCGCUUCUUGUUGCGUGUUAGAUGCUGGCAAUAUCGGCAAUUAACAAAAAUGCAUCGUGCUCCAAGACCAUCCAGGCCAGAUAAAGCUCGCCGCUUAGGAUACAAAGCUAAGCAAGGCUUUGUCAUCUUCAGAAUUCGUGUACGUCGCGGUGGACGCAAACGUCCUGUACCUAAAGGUGCAACAUAUGGUAAACCAAAAAGUCAUGGUGUAAAUCAACUUAAACCUACUAGAAAAUUACAGUCUGUGGCUGAAGAACGUGUUGGUCGUCGUUGCGGUGGUUUAAGAGUAUUAAACAGCUAUUGGGUAGCUCAAGAUUCAUCUUACAAAUACUAUGAAGUCAUUUUGAUUGAUCCUGCACAUAAGGCUGUCAGAAAUGAUCCUAAAGUAAACUGGAUAUGUAAUUCAGUACACAAACACCGUGAACUUCGUGGAAAGACCUCAGCUGGUAGGAGUUCACGUGGCUUAGGUAAAGGACAUCGUUAUUCACAAACAAUUGGUGGAUCACGACGAGCUGCAUGGCUUCGAAGAAACUCUCUAUCGCUACGAAGAAAGCGAUAAUUACUUUUUAUUGUUUGCCACCUACAUUGAAAGACACGAUACAUCAUUUUAUUGUAUAUUCGUAUUAUGUCAAUAUAAUGGUGUAUCCUGUGAAAAAUAAAUGUCUCUUUCUUAAA